CUUUUCUCCUCAACGAAUCUCGAGACAAAGUCCCUCAUAAGCAAUGGUCCUCGACCGACUUCAACAGUUGACCCACCAGGUCAACGGCUCAUCUCCGCCGCCCCAUCCCUUCGACCCUCUCUCCACCGCGGAAAUCGACACGGUCGUCGCUCUCGUCCGCAACGAACAUGGCAAGGUCAACUUCAACGCCGUCGGUCUCUUCGAGCCUCGCAAGGCGGAGAUGAUGGCAUGGCUAGAAAACCCGCAAACGGCCCCUCUCCCGGCUCGCGCUGCUGAGGUUGUUGCCAUCGCUCCAGGCGGGAAGGUGUACGAUGGGCUCGUGGACCUAGACCAGAAAAAGGUCACCCAGUGGCAGCAUACUCCGGGCGUGCAGCCCAUUAUCACUAUGGAGGAUCUGCAGGAGGUGGAGCAUGUUGUCCGCCAGGAUCCCAAGGUGAUCGAGCAGUGUGGGAUUAUCGGAAUCCCUAGGGAGGAUAUGCAUAAGGUUUAUUGUGAUCCUUGGACAAUUGGGUACGACGAGCGGUUUGGCACCGACAUUCGCCUGCAGCAGGCUCUCAUGUACUACCGCCCCCAUGUCGACGACUCCCAGUACACAUACCCAUUAGACUUCUGCCCCAUCUUCAACGCCGAGACGAAGCAGAUCAUCCACAUUGACGUACCGCCUAUCCGACGACCCCUCAGCAAAGCCGCCCCCAACAACUACCUGCCAGCGGCGAUUGAAAAGGAAGGUGGUUUCAGACAGGAUCUGAAGCCGAUCCACAUUACGCAGCCAGAGGGCGUCUCGUUCAAGAUGACCGGGCGUGUCAUCGAGUGGCAAAACUGGAGCAUCCACGUUGGGUUCAACUACCGCGAGGGAAUCGUGCUGAACAAUAUCACCUUCAACGAUAGAGGCGAUGUUCGCCCCGUCUUCUACCGUCUGUCUUUGGCUGAAAUGGUCGUGCCGUACGGAAACCCGGAGCAUCCGCACCAGCGGAAGCACGCCUUCGACCUGGGCGAGUACGGCGGAGGCUACAUGACAAACAGCCUAUCCCUAGGCUGUGACUGCAAGGGUGCAAUCCACUACAUGGACGCAGCGUUCGUCAACCGCGCAGGCGCCAGCACCAUCGUAAAGAACGCCAUCUGCAUCCACGAAGAAGACGCAGGAAUCCUGUUCAAACACACAGACUUCCGAGACGAGUCGAUGGUCGUCACACGCGGCCGGAAACUCAUCAUCUCGCACAUCUUCACGGCCGCCAACUACGAGUACUGCGUGUACUGGAUCUUCCACCAAGACGGCACCGUCCAGCUAGACAUCAAACUAACCGGCAUCCUCAACACAUACGCUAUGAACCCUGGAGAGGACACCCACGGCUGGGGCACGGAAGUCUACCCCGGCGUCAACGCGCACAACCACCAGCACCUGUUCUGCCUCCGUGUCGACCCGAAUGUAGACGGGCCCAACAACACCGUCUUCCAGGUCGACGCCGUCCGCGGGCCGGGCGAAGUAGGCAGUCCCGAGAGCAAGUACGGCAAUGCGUUCUACGCGCAAAAGACCAAAUUCAGCACUCCGCGCGAGGCAAUGUCCGACUACGACGGCAGCACCAGCCGGACUUGGGAAAUGGCCAAUACCAACAAGCUUAACCCUUACAGCAAGAAGCCUGUAUGCUACAAGCUAGUCAGUCGCGAAGUCCCACCAUUGCUACCCAAGGAAGGCGGCCUCGUCUGGAAACGAGCCGGAUUCGCUCGCCACGCCGUGCACGUCACAAAGUACUCCGACGACCAAAUCCACCCCGCAGGCCGACACGUACCCCAAACCUCCGGCGAACCCUCCCAAGGCCUCCCAGCCUGGAUCGAAUCUGCCGGCCCAGACUCCUCCAUCGACAACACCGACGUCGUCCUCUGGCACACCUUCGGGCUAACCCAUUUCCCCUCCCCCGAGGACUAUCCCAUCAUGCCAGCGGAGCCCAUGACGCUGCUUCUCCGUCCGCGGAACUUCUUCACGCGCAAUCCCGUUUUGGACGUGCCGCCGAGUUUCGCGAGGUCGCCGUCGCAGGUGGCGGCGGGGAAGUCUUCUUGUUCGUCUUGUAGUGGGAAGGGGGAUGGGUCGAGUCGGUUGGUUUGAUACUUCGUUUUGGAGAGGGGGGGGUGCUAUGUCUGUUAUGAAUGAUGUUUUGGAUGCAUUUUUGAUUGGGG
This is a messenger RNA of Aspergillus campestris IBT 28561, 2172 nucleotides long. RefSeq names its product peroxisomal copper amine oxidase. Gene Ontology annotation, biological process: amine metabolic process. Lineage: Eukaryota; Fungi; Ascomycota; Eurotiomycetes; Eurotiales; Aspergillaceae. The coding region runs from base 44 to 2101 and encodes 685 amino acids. Gene Ontology annotation, molecular function: primary methylamine oxidase activity; quinone binding; copper ion binding. The transcript has 3 exons. The record is from RefSeq and is a predicted model, not a curated record.